Molecule: messenger RNA, 1880 nt
Organism: Spea bombifrons (plains spadefoot toad)
Lineage: Eukaryota; Metazoa; Chordata; Amphibia; Anura; Pelobatidae
Gene: ARSJ
Product: arylsulfatase family member J
Exons: 2
Coding region: 64-1824 (586 amino acids)
Source: RefSeq, a predicted model, not a curated record
UGCACAUGGCUGGCAGUGAAUCUUGGACUGACCCCUGAUGUGGCUGUGUUUGGGGGGAGGUGAAUGGGGCUGGUGGACAGUUUGCAGGUAUCGUGUUGUGUGAAGAAAAUGUUACCAUUGGGGUUUCUUACUGCAUUCUCAGCAGUGAGCCUUUUCACCUAUGGAUACGUGUCCUGGGAAAGUUCUAACACCGGAUUUGAAGAACAGGAGACCUUAGAGAAAGGUUUUGAUGAUCACGUUCCACAACGGGAAGUUGGUCGCCAACCACAUAUCAUUUUCAUAUUGGCUGAUGAUCAAGGGUACAGGGAUAUUGGAUACCAUGGGUCAGAGAUCAGAACUCCUACACUGGACAGGUUGGCUUCAGAAGGCGUCAGGUUGGAGAACUACUACGUACAGCCAAUCUGUUCCCCAUCCAGGAGCCAAUUUAUCACUGGGAAGUAUCAGAUACACACAGGCCUUCAGCAUUCCAUCAUACGUCCUUCUCAGCCUAAUUGCUUACCAUUAGACAAUCUGACUCUACCUCAGAAGCUCAAGAAAGUUGGGUACUCAACGCACAUGGUUGGAAAAUGGCAUCUAGGAUUUUACCGGAAAGAAUGCAUGCCUACACAGAGAGGGUUUGAUUCUUUCUUUGGCUCACUUCUGGGAAGUGGAGAUUACUACAAUCAUUACAAGUGUGACAGCCCUGGAAUUUGUGGCUAUGACUUGUAUGAAAAUAAUAAGGCAGCUUGGGAGCAUGACCACGGUAUUUAUUCAACAGAAAUGUAUACCCAAAGAGUACACAAAAUAUUAGCCAAACACAAUCCUAAAAGGCCAAUAUUCCUUUAUAUUGCUUAUCAAGCUGUCCAUUCACCCUUACAAGCUCCUGGAAAUUAUUUAGAUCAUUACAGGUCAAUACCCAAUGAAAACAGAAGGAGAUAUGCUGCCAUGUUGUCAUGUUUGGAUGAUGCUGUUAACAAUGUAACUCUUGCUCUCAAAAGGUAUGGCUUUUAUGAGAAUAGUUUAAUCAUAUAUUCAUCAGAUAAUGGUGGGCAGCCAAUGGCUGGAGGUAACAACUGGCCUUUACGUGGAAGCAAAGGCACAUACUGGGAAGGUGGAAUACGUGCCGUUGGCUUUGUGCAUAGUCCCUUUUUGAAAAACAAGGGCUAUGUGUGCAGGGAACUGAUACAUAUAACAGACUGGUUUCCGACAUUAGUCACCUUGGCAGAGGGAGAAAUUGAUGAAUCAAUCCAAUUGGAUGGUUAUGACAUAUGGGAGACAAUAAGUGAAGGAAAACCUUCUCCUAGAGUGGACAUCUUGCACAAUAUUGAUCCCAUGUAUACCAAAGCACGAAAUGGGUCUUGGGCAGCUGGUUUUGGUAUUUGGAAUACAGCUAUUCAGUCAGCAAUCAGGAUGAAAGAAUGGAAGUUACUAACAGGAAAUCCAGGCAAUGGAGACUGGAUUCCUCCACAGAGUUUUAGCAGUAUCGGACCCAGCCGCUGGCAUAAUGAGCGGGUGACUGUGUCAAGUGGAAAAUCUGUAUGGCUUUUCAAUAUAACAGCUGAUCCAUAUGAAAGAAAUGAUCUGUCAGACAAAUUCCCGGAUAUUGUAAAGCAGCUACUAAGGAGACUUGCACAGUACAAUAAAACUGCAGUUCCAGUAAGAUACCCUCCAAGGGAUCCAAGAAGCAAUCCAAAGCUUAAUGGUGGAGUUUGGGGCCCAUGGUAUAAAGACAACAAGAAAAAGAAAGGAAACAAAACAAAAUCAAAGAAAGACAAAUCAAAGAAGAAACCAAAACAUAGAAAGCAACAGUUCUCUGGCUGCCACCCAUCACCAUUUGAGUCAUAGAGGAUACUCCUGUGUCAAGCUAUACCAUGUUCAGAAUUGGGCAUGUUUUUGAUAUC